AUGCAUGGGCGCACGCCGUCUCCUCGCUAUAGGGAAGACUCGCGUGUCGACAACCGUGGUCUGCGCCCAGCUGAGCCUCCCCAGCCUGCCCGUUCCCAUUCCCCAAGGCGCUCUGCUCCCGUACGACGGACUUCAGUAGAACCGGCUCCACCUCGCUCUCCCCCUUCUACAAGGCCGAUUACCCCUGGUGCCCCUCAUCCACAGCACGAGCCUCCAACGAACAACGUUCUUCCCAUCCCGACUCCUACCCAGACACGCCCACCCUCGCCCAAGCCUCAGCCAGCCAAGCCAGUCAAACGCACGCCUAAACAUCGCACGGCGCAGGAAGAGUUCGCCGCUUAUGGGCGUACCUUUGUCGGCUGUUCGCGCUUAGCCGCCUACGAGUUGCUGAACAAGCUCGGAGAAGGCACAUUCGGGGAGGUGCAUAAAGCUCGCAGUCAUGUGACCGGGCAGUUGGUAGCCCUCAAGAGGAUCUUGAUGCAUGAGGAGAGGGAGGGGUUGCCGAUUACGGCGUUGAGGGAGGCGAAGCUGCUCAAAAGGCUAAAGCACCCGCAUGUGGUAUCGGUGGUAGAUAUGGUGGUGACAAAAACCACGAAAGAAUCAAAAGGGGAUAUCUACAUGGUCUUCCCUUAUAUGGACCAUGAUCUUGCCGGAUUACUGGAAAACAAGUCCGCGCGACUCACGACUCCCCAGAUCAAGCUCUAUAUGCAACAGCUGGUGGAAGGGACGGACUACCUGCAUCGGAACAACAUCCUUCAUCGGGAUAUGAAAGCUGCCAACUUGCUCAUCUCCAACUCUGGCGUGCUCCAGAUCGCAGAUUUCGGACUCGCAAGGCCUGGUUAUAGCAGGCUAGGCGACGACGGUAUCGACUUGCGGAAGAACAGAUAUACCAACUGUGUCGUUACGCGCUGGUAUCGCCCGCCUGAGCUUCUCUUGGGCGAGACACACUACGGGUUUGCGAUCGACAUGUGGGGUGUAGGGUGUAUCAUGGGCGAGAUGUGGAUUCGCAGGCCGAUGUUUUGCGGCUCUUCUGAUCUAAACCAGCUGGAGAAGAUCUGGUCCCUUUGCGGUACUCCGACUGAAGAUACCAUGCCCGGGUGGAGCUUGCUUCCUGGUUGUGAAGGAGUGAAGACUUGGCCUAGGCAGGAAAGGACGGUCAAGCAGCAUUUUGAGAUACAUGGACGGGAUACCGCCGAUUUGCUCGAUAAGAUGCUCCUUCUUGACCCUGUUCGACGGAUCACUGCGGCCCAGGCUCUGGACCACGAGUGGUUCUGGACUGAUCCUCUUCCUGCUGAUCCCAAGACCUUGAUGCAAUAUGAGCCGUCUCACGAGUAUGACAAGAGGAAGGCGCAGAUCGAAGAAGACAAACGGCGCAAGGCGUGGCAGGCUGCGCAGGCUAAGCCAGGGGGACCGUCUCAACAACUUAACCAUCAUCAUCAACCACCUCCGAACCAUUACCGUCCUGAGAGUUAUCGUGAUGCAGUACGAGGCCCACCCAGAGGGAACAAAUUUGGUGGUCCGCCUCCACCAGGUGGACGUGGGCAUCCGUCAAGGCCGGGCUACAACGGUGAUCACUUUCGGCGUGGGCCACCGCCUGACAGACGCCCCGACAACCGCUCUCGUCCACCGCCUCGUGACGAAUCUUUACCAUAUGGGUAA
Molecule: messenger RNA, 1659 nt
Organism: Dacryopinax primogenitus
Lineage: Eukaryota; Fungi; Basidiomycota; Dacrymycetes; Dacrymycetales; Dacrymycetaceae
Product: kinase-like protein
Exons: 5
Coding region: 1-1659 (552 amino acids)
Biological process (GO): protein phosphorylation
Cellular component (GO): nucleus
Molecular function (GO): ATP binding; cyclin-dependent protein serine/threonine kinase activity
Source: RefSeq, a predicted model, not a curated record